AUGGGCUGGAGUCAGAGGUCGACAGGUCAUCGAUACGACAGCUUGAAUGGUUUUUGUACUCUUGUAGGAUAUGUGACUGAUAAGGUUCUUGAUUUUUGCACCAAAAAUAGAAAAUGUAGGACUUGUGAUAUUAAUACUAAGAAUGGAGUACAAACAGAGCACGACUGCAGACUGAAUCACUAUGGCACAGCAAAAUCUAUGGAGGCUGAAGGCGCAGUUCAGCUCAUAGCAAACAGUUCAAUUCUAAAAAAUGCUGGCGCUGAAAUAGGUGUUUAUAUUGGUGACAACGACAGUUCUGUAGAAUCUGCUCUUCAUGAAAAUUUAGACUAUACUAUUGUAAAGCAAUGUGAUAUCAACCAUUCGAAAAAGGGCGAUUUAAGAAAUUUGCCAAACCAUGUUUUUGAUAAUCAUGAUGAUUGUGGAGGUUUUUGUAAAUAUAGAGAAGACAAAGAAAACUAUGAUAAUACAAAUAGUGCAUGUAAAUUUGUACUCGCCGCCUCAUCUAAUACCAAUGAAAGUAUUAAUAAUACAAUGGCUAGCUACUGCCCUAAGGCAAAUUCUUAUUCUACAUCGGAAUCGGCGGAUUACAGAUUUGCAUGCGCUGUUGCCCAUAAAAAUUUAGGUGCGGAUUACGUUCUAAAAACUGGAGGCUUCUCUCCGCAAAAAGAUAUUCUUCAGAUAGCUAUGAAAAGCGAAACAAAAUUAUUAUCCGUUUAUCUCACACCAGUUAAGAAUAUCGAUCCAAAGUCAACUGCAGUGACAGGUUUAUCUAAAAACGGAAGACAACUAUUUUUGCAUGGUAAGCCACUUUCAACUUUUCCUCAUAAGCAAGCUGCAUUGAGAGUUCUGGAGUUUUUACAAAGUUUUG
Messenger RNA from Copidosoma floridanum, 868 nucleotides. RefSeq lists its product as uncharacterized. The record is from RefSeq and is a predicted model, not a curated record. Lineage: Eukaryota; Metazoa; Arthropoda; Insecta; Hymenoptera; Encyrtidae.